AUGAGUGACACUUGGCUCUCCAAAUACAAGAAACCACCAAUCCAAAAGAAAACAAAAUCAAAAGAAGAAGUUGUUAUUAGUCGGAACAUCAGUGAAGCCAGAAACCGGUUGGAAGAAAGGUACUUCUUAUCACACCUUGAUAACAGCAGAGUUGGAUGGAAUAAGGCCUCACACAUUCAUUAUGGUUCUUCUUCAACUAUCACUGAUGUCCAGUUACCUGAUGAAGAUGAAAUUAGAAAAAAAGGGCUUCCUGUCAUUGAAGGUCCUCGGCAACGCAGGCCUCUUCCAGACAACCCAAUUGAGCAUCUCCCUGAAGAAAAACAGCUUGACAUCUGUGAACCAUCAGUUAAUACUCUAACUAAUACUAUAGAACAGGGAAAAAGUCCUAAACAAACCAAUUAUCCAGCUAGUGUUGCUACUCGAAAUACUUGCUCUGAUAGCAAAAAUCAGUGUCUUCAGAAUAGAAGGAUUUAUUCAAAAAAUUCAAGGGAUUUACUCUUGGAGCAUUUACUGAAAUGGAAUCCUAAGUGGUUAACUGAACAGAAGAAUAUAAAAACAAUUCCUCCUAUUGUGAAGAUGGAUCAACUUCUACCCUUGCUUAAUAGUUAUGCAUCCCUGGAGGAUUACCAGUCCAUAUUUAAACCUCUCCUACUUCUUGAAAUAUGGGAAAGUAUUUCCAAAGAUUUUUCAGAAAAUUGUUCCAAGUACAGAGGAUGGCAAGUAGCUUUUAGUAAUGUGCAGACCUUGAAUUCCUACUUAAUGGACUACAUUGUUUAUGGUGUUAUAUCAGUACAGAAUUACAAAAGUAAAAAACAAAUGAUGGAAGGUGAUCUUUUGAAGAUGAACUUACAGGUGCAGAAUCCUCAAAACAAUUUUACCAGAACAGAAAAUAUUCAGCAGAGUCUACCCUACCCUGUCAUUGGCCUAGUCGAGUCCAUCAAAUUCUAUGACCCACAAAUGCACAGUGAAAUACUUAAACGAUAUCCUCAACUUGUGGCUCUUUCUGAAGUGAAAUCAAAGUUCAAAAUCUACCGUGCAAUCAUCAAGACACAUUAUCGGAAAUUAAUUCAUGCAUUUACUGGUUUAAUGUCAUUGGAGCUUAUUUCUUCUUUGGUACCACAUUUAAGGCAAUUCCAAGCUUUGAUGUCUUUAUCUUCAAACCUACUUUGCCCUCAUAUACUGAAUCCUGGUAAAGGCGAGUCAGCUGAAAGUGGAGUAAACAUUCCUUCAACUAAGAAAUAUAACUCCUCACAGAUGAAAGCCAUUGCAGCAGCAGGGUACAUUGUACAGAAACCAUUGAAUCAACCAUCUUACUGCCUCAUUCAGGGACCACCAGGUACAGGCAAGUCCCACACAAUCAUUGGAAUCAUUCAUAAAAUAAAGCAAAUUAAUAAGGGUUGCAAGGUUUUAUUGUGUGCACCAUCAAAUGGUGCAAUUGAUGAACUUACUCGACGUCUCAUUAAGGAAAGACACAUAGCUCAAGCUGAAUCCAGAGAACCCUUGAAAGUUGUUCGGAUUGGUAACCCUGAUAAUAUACAUGAAGAUGUAUCAAGUUAUUCUCUUACUGAACUCAUCAAAUCUAAUACUAGAGCAGAAAUUCAGAACUGUGCAAGUGUGUAUCCAGAGUUAAAACGAGCUUGUGCCAAUGAAAAGAAAAUUAUACUCAAAUUGAAAGACCCUAAAUUAGAAGCAAAAAAUGCCACUGCUGAGGAACAGAAACGAAAGUUAAUGAAAGACUUGAGAAAUUUGCAAGAAAAAAAGAAAUUUCUAACAAAACAAUUUGAUCUUGCUCAGUCAGUGAGCGAAGCAUCAAACCUCAGUCAUAAGCAGGAAACAGAACUUCGUCAAAAUAUAUUGUUGAAAGCAGAUGUUAUAUGCAGCACAUUAAAUACUUGUGGUAGUUCUCUUUACCUCAAUGAUCUCAAAUUUCAGAUGUUUGACUGUAUCAUCAUUGAUGAAGCUUCCCAGUGUACAGAGUUGGACUGUUUGAUUCCACUACAGUACAACUGCUGCAAACUUAUCCUAGUUGGGGACACAGAACAACUUGCACCAACUGUUCUGUCACAGCAAGCAGCAGAAUAUAAUUAUGGCCAAUCAUUGUUUGAACGACUCUGCAACCACUUUAAAGAUCUGCAAGGGACAAUUUCAAAUCCCAUAAUCAUGUUAAACUGCCAAUAUCGAAUGCACCCAGAAAUCUGCAAGUUCUCCAGCCGCUAUAUCUAUGAGAAUAAACUGCUCAGUGAUAUGAAUCUGGAAUUGCGAAGUUCUCCUAUAAACAUUGUUCCUUAUUUAUUGUUUGAUAUACAAAAUGGAAAGCAAAUUCGUUCUCCAGAUACUGGUUCUCUUAGUAAUCCAAUAGAAGCUGAAUUCACUGUUAAUUUGUGUGACUAUCUUGUUGGUUUGAAUAUCACCAAUACUCCUUUGGGAAUUGGUAUUAUUGCUCCUUACAAGCUGCAAAAAAAAUUGCUCCAGGAUUUGUUAUCCCAGAGAAAAAUCUACAAAAUUGAAGUUACAACAGUGGAUGGCUUCCAAGGACGGGAGAAAGACAUUAUAAUCAUGUCCUGUGUUCGUGCACAAGGAAGUUGUGGAAAGAUUGGAUUUUUGACCAAUCGAAAACGACUAAAUGUGGCCUUAACUCGAGCUAAGUUUGCCCUAUACGUUGUUGGUCAUUUGCAUUCUUUAGAGCAUGCAGAUGAAGAUUGGAAAUCUUUAAUUCAAGAUGCUCAUCAAAGAAGUCUUGUGAUACCUGUCAGUUGUGGAGAUUCAGUUAAAGUAGCUGUUAAGAAUUGUAUGAAAUCUUAA
Messenger RNA from Acanthosepion pharaonis, 2802 nucleotides. NCBI's taxonomy places the organism in Eukaryota, Metazoa, Mollusca, Cephalopoda, Sepiida, Sepiidae. The record is from the annotation of a GenBank genome assembly.